This is a messenger RNA of Lates calcarifer (barramundi perch), 818 nucleotides long. RefSeq names its product M-phase phosphoprotein 6 (gene mphosph6). The record is from RefSeq and is a predicted model, not a curated record. Gene Ontology annotation, biological process: maturation of 5.8S rRNA. Bases 129 to 617 code for a protein of 162 amino acids. NCBI's taxonomy places the organism in Eukaryota, Metazoa, Chordata, Actinopteri, Centropomidae. The transcript has 5 exons.
ACUGCUUACGCUGCUCGACGUUCGAUUGCUCCUGUCUGAAUGAGCAGCCGCUGCUCGUGGCUUCAGCUGAACAUUUAACCACUGAACAAACAGAAGCUGCUGAUUUUCUCUCUGUGACCCGGUGAACGAUGGCGAACGACUCCGUGAAACUCUCCAAAAACCUCCUGCGUAUGAAGUUCAUGCAGAGAGGUCUGGAUGCUGAGACGAAGAAGCAGCUGGAAGAAGACGAGAAGAGAAUCAUCAGUGAUGAACACUGGUAUCUGGACCUGCCAGAGCUCAAAGCUAAAGAGAACCUGAUCAUAGAGGAGAGGAGUUUUGUUCCCUGUGAGGACCUGAAGUACGGCCGCAUGUCCUUCAAAGGUUUCAACCCUGAAGUGGAGAAACUGAUGGCGCUGAUGAAUCCCAGAGAUGAAGAGGAGAAACAGAAAGAGGAGGAGGUGAGCAGGAUGCAGACCGACGUCACAGAUGAAGAAAUGGCUCUGAGGUACGAGAGUUUAGUUGGGAGCAUGAAGAAGAAGUUUGUGAAGAAACGUGAGCGAGCGGCGAUGGAGGAGGACCUGAACCAGAACGUCGUAGAAACAAACACAAAGAAAGCUUUUGUGAAACCUCAGGACUGAACUGAUGAUGAGACUCAGAAACAUGUUUUUAUGUAAAGAACUCAGGAUGAAUGUUUUUUUACGGCUGUGCAGCAGAGACUGUUUUCUACAGAGGACACGAUGAGGGAGAGGAUGUUCUUCAUCCUGAUUUUAAACACAUGACAGUGUUUCCCAGUCUGUGCAGCAGAGCUGAGGCCUUCAUUAAACACAUGGCUCAGUGUG